AUGUCGCUAUCGCUGUCGGGAACUUUCAGCUGCGACAGUUCGCGCUUCAGCUGCGACGGCGCGCCCGACGACACGGGCUGGGAGAGCCCCUCGGAUUGCGGCGGCGAUGCGGUCUUCGGCGCGCAGUACGGCGACCGCCCCGCCAGCCGCAGGCGGAGCUUCGCAGGCGCGGGCACGAACCUCUCGAUCGGACGGCUGUCGGAUGGGCAUUUGAGCCUGGAGCGCGGGUGCAAGUCGGCGACAGUGUCGCGCGUUAGCAGCCGCCUGCUGGCCCCCACGCAGUCGUCGCAAGCCAAGUCGCGUUCUCUCGCCCAUCGGCACGCAGCGGAGGACGGUGGGUCGGUGGGGCGCGAACCGUUCAGCACCUCGUCGCAGCCGCGGAGGACCAAAGCUGGCGGGACAGCAGCAGGAACGGCCCGCGGAACGGCCGCAGCAGCAAGCACAAACGAGCGUGUGCAUCCGCUUGUUUGUAGCCCACCUCGCGGAAAAGUUUCUGUGGAAAAAUCGGCACAAAACGCGGCGAAAGGCGGGCAGCGCGGGCAGGGGCGGCGAAUGUCGGACGCGAGUGAGAAUCUGGCGCUCAAGCUGGCCAAGCACCGACAGGGGCUGGGGGUGGUGGGCACCGGAGGUUCCAAGACGGGUGCUGGUGGCGCCGCUGUCGCUCCUCAGGUGCCACGUGGCGGGAGGGUGGGAUCUCGAGGGGGGGCUGCGGCUCCGCCCGGGUCCCGCAAUGCGCUGGCGGCGGACAGGAAGCCUCUGGUCGCGGGAUCUGCGGGGAAUGUUGCGCAGAGCCGCGUUGCGGCGGGGGAAGUGAAGCCCCGACAGCGCCUGGCGGACGGGAAAGGCACGCCUGGUGGUAGCGGCGGACGAAUCUCCGCGCAUGGCGCACCGGACGGGGGAAAGGGGCUGCGGGGACACAGUGCGGGGGGAUCAGGGAGCGGUAGGGGGAAUAACGAAAAGCGGGUAGUGGGGACAAUCGGGAUGGGGAACGGUGGGAGGGGCGUGAGCGCAGAGCAGACGACGAAGGAGCGUAAUGAAGGGAAAGAGGCAGCCCGGCACACAGACCCGUCGCGAGGGACGAGGGGCAGUGCAAGGCGGGUAGCUGCGCAAGGCUUGGGAAGCAGCUGCGGCGCAAAAGGCCCACGUGGAUGCGAUCAGAGUGGCACGGAGGAUGGGUCUGCGCCCCACACGACACUCCACACUGCACCCCGCGCGCAACAUACUCCUUCCCACCAACACCCAACUCCUCCUCCACCUCCGUCUGAUCAAUUGCCUUUGGUCACCCAGCCAACUGAUAACCAGUCCAUCAGCCAAACCAACUUCACCCUCCCGCCCAGCCUCCUGCUCCUCCCGCUCACCUUCCCCUCCCCCAGCCCCUCCUCCGCGGGGUCCGCGGACGACGCGGACAUGCCGUGGGCGGAGCUGAUAUGCGACGUGCGCGGCAUGGAGCAGGACGUGCAGUACGUGCGGCACGCCAUGCUCGCCGCUGGCUUCCUCUCCGACGCCCUCCCGCCGCUCUUCUCCCCGUACCUCCCCAUCAACCCCGCCUUCUUCCAGCACCUCGAAUCCGCCUUCCUCAUGCGCUGCUACGCGCACGCCACGCACGACCCGUCUCACCUGACUGCCAGCCUGCCCUCCCUCCCUCUCGCCAUACCCGCGUCAUACCACGAGGAGCGCCGGCAGCGCAUGCUGCUCUUUGACGCCGUCAACGAGGCCCUUGGCCGCCGCCUCGCGCCUUUCCUCCCGCGCGCGCCGUGGUCCCCCGCGCUCGUGCAAGUGGCGCCGCGCAGGCGGCCUGUGGGCAUGGAGCUGGUGCAGGAGGUGUGGUCGGAGAUUCACUCAUGGCCCGUGGCGUCGACUGAUGAGGUGUACACUGUACUGGAUGAGUCAGCGAGGCGUGACCUGUGGAGGGGCACGGAGAGGUGGCGUGCACAGGAUGUAGCGGAGGAAGAGCCGGGUGUUGUGUUUGGUGUGGAAGGGAGGCUGCUGGAGGAGCUGCUAGAGGAGGUGUGCUUGGAGUUUGUGGAGGUGGAGUGGAGCAAAGGCGGGCGAGUGGAGUUCAACGGUCACACGAAGCGCACGCACACAGUGGAGAGGGACCUCAACCCCGUGUGGGAUGAGAAGUUCGUGUUUGCAGUCCCCAUCCCUUCACCCCUCAACCCCGCACUGGCCGACCACCAAGAGCUGGUCCACGUCACCAUCUACACCCUCUCCUCUGCCGCCGCCCCUCUCGUUGCGGCCGGCAGUAUCUCGGCCAGCUUUCGCCGCCCGGUGCUGGGCUCCGCCCCUAGUGGGGGGGCGCCAGGCGAUCCGGAGAGAAGCGUGUUUCUGGGGAAGGUGCAGGUGCCCGUCCGCAUACAUGCCCCUGCGCCCGGUAUCCCUCUCCACCCCUCCGCACCCCUCGACUGGCUGCCUCUCGAGCGCCGCUCCCUUGUCAAUCGCGUGCGGGGCGACCUGGGCCUGGCAGUGUCCUACCAGGACGUGCCAGCCUCAUCUGUCAACCCCGACUGCCUCGACGAGUUCGACCAAUGCGAGGCCGACAGGUGGCACCUCCCGCCGUCCGCGUCCACGUCAUCCUUUUCCGACGAUGAAAACCUGCCCACAGCCCUGUCCCACCAGCUCUCCAGACACAGCAGCCGCAAUGCUGCCUCACAUUCCUCCAAUCCUCCCCCCACCCUUCCCCCUCCCCCCGCUCCCCCCACACUCCCCACUCUCCCCACACUCCCCACUCUCCCCCUUCUCCCCACGUUCCCCUCUCUCUAUGCCUCCACCCCCCUUUGCACCAUCGUUUCUUCUGACGAGUCUUCCCCCCAGCCUGUUUCACCCUCCUCCACCGCCCUCUCCCCACUGCUUCCCCCCGCCUCUGCUCACGGCAAUGCACAACGCCAUGCCACCGUGCCUGCUGAGAAAGCGGGGGCAAAGGGCGAGGCAUAUGAAGGAAAGGGUGAGGGGGAGGGGGAAGGGGAGGGAGAGGGGGAAGGGGAGGGAGAGGAGGGGGAGGACGAGGUGUUGUUGGCAAUGGAGCCGAUUCUGUUUGUGCGCGUGGUGCAGGCGCGCUCACUGCUAGGGCUCGAUCUCAAUGCCUCCAGUGACCCCGUGAGUGUGCUGCCCUCAUGCGAUUUAUUGUGUGGUGACAGUGAGUCAUGCGUGCUCACCUCCCACACCCCUCUCACCAUUUCCUUUCCCCUGCCUCCAUGUGCACGUGCAUGUCAGUUCGCGAUGGUGACGGUGGGCAAGGUCACAGCCCGCACUCGCACCGUCCCUGAUGACGUCAACCCCAAGUGGAACCAGGUCACCCGCUCUACUCUCUCUCGUCACUCCGCUUUUCCACUGCUCCCUUCUUGCAACUCAAUGUGCCUCGUCCAACCCUUGCACCUCUCCCCAUUUCCCCAUGCCGUCCUUCCCCAUGCCGUCCUUCCCCAUGCCGUCCUUCCCCAUGCCGUCCUUCCCCAUGCCGUCCUUCCCCAUGCCGUCCUUCCCCAUGCCGUCCUUCCCCAUGCCGUCCUUCCCCAUGCCGUCCUUCCCCGCUCCUCUCUGCCCCUGCAGGUCUUUGCAAUCGGCCAGUCCGCCACGUCUUUCUCGCUCGCCAAUCCCGCCUCCACGCUCGAGAUAGUGCUCAAGAACGAGGUGCGUAUCUGGAGGGGAGUGCACAUGUGCGUGCGGGCGAGCUUCACACCUCUGGCGUUGUCACCACGCAUCCGCUCUUUCCAUCUCUCGCUGCACCUACAAUCCUCUCUUGCGCCUCGUUUCUUUCAAACCUUCGCCUUCAUUUCCAUCCCAUCCCUCCAUGCUCCUCAAUCCCAUCCCUCCAUGCUCCUCAAUCCCAUCCCUCCAUGCUCCUCAAUCCCAUCCCUCCAUGCUCCUCAAUCCCAUCCCUCCAUGCUCCUCAAUCCCAUCCCUCCAUGCUCCUCAAUCCCAUCCCUCCAUGCUCCUCAAUCCCAUCCCUCCAUGCUCCUCAAUCCCAUCCCUCCAUGCUCCUCAAUCCCAUCCCUCCAUGCUCCUCAAUCCCAUCCCUCCAUGCUCCUCAAUCCCAUCCCUCCAUGCUCCUCAAUCCCAUCCCUCCAUGCUCCUCAAUCCCAUCCCUCCAUGCUCCUCAAUCCCAUCCCUCCAUGCUCCUCAAUCCCAUCCCUCCAUGCUCCUCAAUCCCAUCCCUCCAUGCUCCUCAAUCCCAUCCCUCCAUGCUCCUCAAUCCCAUCCCUCCAUGCUCCUCAAUCCCAUCCCUCCAUGCUCCUCAAUCCCAUCCCUCCAUGCUCCUCAAUCCCAUCCCUCCAUGCUCCUCAAUCCCAUCCCUCCAUGCUCCUCAAUCCCAUCCCUCCAUGCUCCUCAAUCCCAUCCCUCCAUGCUCCUCAAUCCCAUCCCUCCAUGCUCCUCAAUCCCAUCCCUCCAUGCUCCUCAAUCCCAUCCCUCCAUGCUCCUCAAUCCCAUCCCUCCAUGCUCCUCAAUCCCAUCCCUCCAUGCUCCUCAAUCCCAUCCCUCCAUGCUCCUCAAUCCCAUCCCUCCAUGCUCCUCAAUCCCAUCCCUCCAUGCUCCUCAAUCCCAUCCCUCCAUGCUCCUCAAUCCCAUCCCUCCAUGCUCCUCAAUCCCAUCCCUCCAUGCUCCUCAAUCCCAUCCCUCCAUGCUCCUCAAUCCCAUCCCUCCAUGCUCCUCAAUCCCAUCCCUCCAUGCUCCUCAAUCCCAUCCCUCCAUGCUCCUCAAUCCCAUCCCUCCAUGCUCCUCAAUCCCAUCCCUCCAUGCUCCUCAAUCCCAUCCCUCCAUGCUCCUCAAUCCCAUCCCUCCAUGCUCCUCAAUCCCAUCCCUCCAUGCUCCUCAAUCCCAUCCCUCCAUGCUCCUCAAUCCCAUCCCUCCAUGCUCCUCAAUCCCAUCCCUCCAUGCUCCUCAAUCCCAUCCCUCCAUGCUCCUCAAUCCCAUCCCUCCAUGCUCCUCAAUCCCAUCCCUCCAUGCUCCUCAAUCCCAUCCCUCCAUGCUCCUCAAUCCCAUCCCUCCAUGCUCCUCAAUCCCAUCCCUCCAUGCUCCUCAAUCCCAUCCCUCCAUGCUCCUCAAUCCCAUCCCUCCAUGCUCCUCAAUCCCAUCCCUCCAUGCUCCUCAAUCCCAUCCCUCCAUGCUCCUCAAUCCCAUCCCUCCAUGCUCCUCAAUCCCAUCCCUCCAUGCUCCUCAAUCCCAUCCCUCCAUGCUCCUCAAUCCCAUCCCUCCAUGCUCCUCAAUCCCAUCCCUCCAUGCUCCUCAAUCCCAUCCCUCCAUGCUCCUCAAUCCCAUCCCUCCAUGCUCCUCAAUCCCAUCCCUCCAUGCUCCUCAAUCCCAUCCCUCCAUGCUCCUCAAUCCCAUCCCUCCAUGCUCCUCAAUCCCAUCCCUCCAUGCUCCUCAAUCCCAUCCCUCCAUGCUCCUCAAUCCCAUCCCUCCAUGCUCCUCAAUCCCAUCCCUCCAUGCUCCUCAAUCCCAUCCCUCCAUGCUCCUCAAUCCCAUCCCUCCAUGCUCCUCAAUCCCAUCCCUCCAUGCUCCUCAAUCCCAUCCCUCCAUGCUCCUCAAUCCCAUCCCUCCAUGCUCCUCAAUCCCAUCCCUCCAUGCUCCUCAAUCCCAUCCCUCCAUGCUCCUCAAUCCCAUCCCUCCAUGCUCCUCAAUCCCAUCCCUCCAUGCUCCUCAAUCCCAUCCCUCCAUGCUCCUCAAUCCCAUCCCUCCAUGCUCCUCAAUCCCAUCCCUCCAUGCUCCUCAAUCCCAUCCCUCCAUGCUCCUCAAUCCCAUCCCUCCAUGCUCCUCAAUCCCAUGCUCCUCAUCCCUCCAUGCUCCUCAAUCCCAUCCCUCCAUGCUCCUCAAUCCCAUCCCUCCAUGCUCCUCAAUCCCAUCCCUCCAUGCUCCUCAAUCCCAUCCCUCCAUGCUCCUCAAUCCCAUCCCUCCAUGCUCCUCAAUCCCAUCCCUCCAUGCUCCUCAAUCCCAUCCCUCCAUGCUCCUCAAUCCCAUCCCUCCAUGCUCCUCAAUCCCAUCCCUCCAUGCUCCUCAAUCCCAUCCCUCCAUGCUCCUCAAUCCCAUCCCUCCAUGCUCCUCAAUCCCAUCCCUCCAUGCUCCUCAAUCCCAUCCCUCCAUGCUCCUCAAUCCCAUCCCUCCAUGCUCCUCAAUCCCAUCCCUCCAUGCUCCUCAAUCCCAUCCCUCCAUGCUCCUCAAUCCCAUCCCUCCAUGCUCCUCAAUCCCAUCCCUCCAUGCUCCUCAAUCCCAUCCCUCCAUGCUCCUCAAUCCCAUCCCUCCAUGCUCCUCAAUCCCAUCCCUCCAUGCUCCUCAAUCCCAUCCCUCCAUGCUCCUCAAUCCCAUCCCUCCAUGCUCCUCAAUCCCAUCCCUCCAUGCUCCUCAAUCCCAUCCCUCCAUGCUCCUCAAUCCCAUCCCUCCAUGCUCCUCAAUCCCAUCCCUCCAUGCUCCUCAAUCCCAUCCCUCCAUGCUCCUCAAUCCCAUCCCUCCAUGCUCCUCAAUCCCAUCCCUCCAUGCUCCUCAAUCCCAUCCCUCCAUGCUCCUCAAUCCCAUCCCUCCAUGCUCCUCAAUCCCAUCCCUCCAUGCUCCUCAAUCCCAUCCCUCCAUGCUCCUCAAUCCCAUCCCUCCAUGCUCCUCAAUCCCAUCCCUCCAUGCUCCUCAAUCCCAUCCCUCCAUGCUCCUCAAUCCCAUCCCUCCAUGCUCCUCAAUCCCAUCCCUCCAUGCUCCUCAAUCCCAUCCCUCCAUGCUCCUCAAUCCCAUCCCUCCAUGCUCCUCAAUCCCAUCCCUCCAUGCUCCUCAAUCCCAUCCCUCCAUGCUCCUCAAUCCCAUCCCUCCAUGCUCCUCAAUCCCAUCCCUCCAUGCUCCUCAAUCCCAUCCCUCCAUGCUCCUCAAUCCCAUCCCUCCAUGCUCCUCAAUCCCAUCCCUCCAUGCUCCUCAAUCCCAUCCCUCCAUGCUCCUCAAUCCCAUCCCUCCAUGCUCCUCAAUCCCAUCCCUCCAUGCUCCUCAAUCCCAUCCCUCCAUGCUCCUCAAUCCCAUCCCUCCAUGCUCCUCAAUCCCAUCCCUCCAUGCUCCUCAAUCCCAUCCCUCCAUGCUCCUCAAUCCCAUCCCUCCAUGCUCCUCAAUCCCAUCCCUCCAUGCUCCUCAAUCCCAUCCCUCCAUGCUCCUCAAUCCCAUCCCUCCAUGCUCCUCAAUCCCAUCCCUCCAUGCUCCUCAAUCCCAUCCCUCCAUGCUCCUCAAUCCCAUCCCUCCAUGCUCCUCAAUCCAUCCCUCCAUGCUCCUCAAUCCCAUCCCUCCAUGCUCCUCAAUCCCAUCCCUCCAUGCUCCUCAAUCCCAUCCCUCCAUGCUCCUCAAUCCCAUCCCUCCAUGCUCCUCAAUCCCAUCCCUCCAUGCUCCUCAAUCCCAUCCCUCCAUGCUCCUCAAUCCCAUCCCUCCAUGCUCCUCAAUCCCAUCCCUCCAUGCUCCUCAAUCCCAUCCCUCCAUGCUCCUCAAUCCCAUCCCUCCAUGCUCCUCAAUCCCAUCCCUCCAUGCUCCUCAAUCCCAUCCCUCCAUGCUCCUCAAUCCCAUCCCUCCAUGCUCCUCAAUCCCAUCCCUCCAUGCUCCUCAAUCCCAUCCCUCCAUGCUCCUCAAUCCCAUCCCUCCAUGCUCCUCAAUCCCAUCCCUCCAUGCUCCUCAAUCCCAUCCCUCCAUGCUCCUCAAUCCCAUCCCUCCAUGCUCCUCAAUCCCAUCCCUCCAUGCUCCUCAAUCCCAUCCCUCCAUGCUCCUCAAUCCCAUCCCUCCAUGCUCCUCAAUCCCAUCCCUCCAUGCUCCUCAAUCCCAUCCCUCCAUGCUCCUCAAUCCCAUCCCUCCAUGCUCCUCAAUCCCAUCCCUCCAUGCUCCUCAAUCCCAUCCCUCCAUGCUCCUCAAUCCCAUCCCUCCAUGCUCCUCAAUCCCAUCCCUCCAUGCUCCUCAAUCCCAUCCCUCCAUGCUCCUCAAUCCCAUCCCUCCAUGCUCCUCAAUCCCAUCCCUCCAUGCUCCUCAAUCCCAUCCCUCCAUGCUCCUCAAUCCCAUCCCUCCAUGCUCCUCAAUCCCAUCCCUCCAUGCUCCUCAAUCCCAUCCCUCCAUGCUCCUCAAUCCCAUCCCUCCAUGCUCCUCAAUCCCAUCCCUCCAUGCUCCUCAAUCCCAUCCCUCCAUGCUCCUCAAUCCCAUCCCUCCAUGCUCCUCAAUCCCAUCCCUCCAUGCUCCUCAAUCCCAUCCCUCCAUGCUCCUCAAUCCCAUCCCUCCAUGCUCCUCAAUCCCAUCCCUCCAUGCUCCUCAAUCCCAUCCCUCCAUGCUCCUCAAUCCCAUCCCUCCAUGCUCCUCAAUCCCAUCCCUCCAUGCUCCUCAAUCCCAUCCCUCCAUGCUCCUCAAUCCCAUCCCUCCAUGCUCCUCAAUCCCAUCCCUCCAUGCUCCUCAAUCCCAUCCCUCCAUGCUCCUCAAUCCCAUCCCUCCAUGCUCCUCAAUCCCAUCCCUCCAUGCUCCUCAAUCCCAUCCCUCCAUGCUCCUCAAUCCCAUCCCUCCAUGCUCCUCAAUCCCAUCCCUCCAUGCUCCUCAAUCCCAUCCCUCCAUGCUCCUCAAUCCCAUCCCUCCAUGCUCCUCAAUCCCAUCCCUCCAUGCUCCUCAAUCCCAUCCCUCCAUGCUCCUCAAUCCCAUCCCUCCAUGCUCCUCAAUCCCAUCCCUCCAUGCUCCUCAAUCCCAUCCCUCCAUGCUCCUCAAUCCCAUCCCUCCAUGCUCCUCAAUCCCAUCCCUCCAUGCUCCUCAAUCCCAUCCCUCCAUGCUCCUCAAUCCCAUCCCUCCAUGCUCCUCAAUCCCAUCCCUCCAUGCUCCUCAAUCCCAUCCCUCCAUGCUCCUCAAUCCCAUCCCUCCAUGCUCCUCAAUCCCAUCCCUCCAUGCUCCUCAAUCCCAUCCCUCCAUGCUCCUCAAUCCCAUCCCUCCAUGCUCCUCAAUCCCAUCCCUCCAUGCUCCUCAAUCCCAUCCCUCCAUGCUCCUCAAUCCCAUCCCUCCAUGCUCCUCAAUCCCAUCCCUCCAUGCUCCUCAAUCCCAUCCCUCCAUGCUCCUCAAUCCCAUCCCUCCAUGCUCCUCAAUCCCAUCCCUCCAUGCUCCUCAAUCCCAUCCCUCCAUGCUCCUCAAUCCCAUCCCUCCAUGCUCCUCAAUCCCAUCCCUCCAUGCUCCUCAAUCCCAUCCCUCCAUGCUCCUCAAUCCCAUCCCUCCAUGCUCCUCAAUCCCAUCCCUCCAUGCUCCUCAAUCCCAUCCCUCCAUGCUCCUCAAUCCCAUCCCUCCAUGCUCCUCAAUCCCAUCCCUCCAUGCUCCUCAAUCCCAUCCCUCCAUGCUCCUCAAUCCCAUCCCUCCAUGCUCCUCAAUCCCAUCCCUCCAUGCUCCUCAAUCCCAUCCCUCCAUGCUCCUCAAUCCCAUCCCUCCAUGCUCCUCAAUCCCAUCCCUCCAUGCUCCUCAAUCCCAUCCCUCCAUGCUCCUCAAUCCCAUCCCUCCAUGCUCCUCAAUCCCAUCCCUCCAUGCUCCUCAAUCCCAUCCCUCCAUGCUCCUCAAUCCCAUCCCUCCAUGCUCCUCAAUCCCAUCCCUCCAUGCUCCUCAAUCCCAUCCCUCCAUGCUCCUCAAUCCCAUCCCUCCAUGCUCCUCAAUCCCAUCCCUCCAUGCUCCUCAAUCCCAUCCCUCCAUGCUCCUCAAUCCCAUCCCUCCAUGCUCCUCAAUCCCAUCCCUCCAUGCUCCUCAAUCCCAUCCCUCCAUGCUCCUCAAUCCCAUCCCUCCAUGCUCCUCAAUCCCAUCCCUCCAUGCUCCUCAAUCCCAUCCCUCCAUGCUCCUCAAUCCCAUCCCUCCAUGCUCCUCAAUCCCAUCCCUCCAUGCUCCUCAAUCCCAUCCCUCCAUGCUCCUCAAUCCCAUCCCUCCAUGCUCCUCAAUCCCAUCCCUCCAUGCUCCUCAAUCCCAUCCCUCCAUGCUCCUCAAUCCCAUCCCUCCAUGCUCCUCAAUCCCAUCCCUCCAUGCUCCUCAAUCCCAUCCCUCCAUGCUCCUCAAUCCCAUCCCUCCAUGCUCCUCAAUCCCAUCCCUCCAUGCUCCUCAAUCCCAUCCCUCCAUGCUCCUCAAUCCCAUCCCUCCAUGCUCCUCAAUCCCAUCCCUCCAUGCUCCUCAAUCCCAUCCCUCCAUGCUCCUCAAUCCCAUCCCUCCAUGCUCCUCAAUCCAUCCCUCCAUGCUCCUCAAUCCCAUCCCUCCAUGCUCCUCAAUCCCAUCCCUCCAUGCUCCUCAAUCCCAUCCCUCCAUGCUCCUCAAUCCCAUCCCUCCAUGCUCCUCAAUCCCAUCCCUCCAUGCUCCUCAAUCCCAUCCCUCCAUGCUCCUCAAUCCCAUCCCUCCAUGCUCCUCAAUCCCAUCCCUCCAUGCUCCUCAAUCCCAUCCCUCCAUGCUCCUCAAUCCCAUCCCUCCAUGCUCCUCAAUCCCAUCCCUCCAUGCUCCUCAAUCCCAUCCCUCCAUGCUCCUCAAUCCCAUCCCUCCAUGCUCCUCAAUCCCAUCCCUCCAUGCUCCUCAAUCCCAUCCCUCCAUGCUCCUCAAUCCCAUCCCUCCAUGCUCCUCAAUCCCAUCCCUCCAUGCUCCUCAAUCCCAUCCCUCCAUGCUCCUCAAUCCCAUCCCUCCAUGCUCCUCAAUCCCAUCCCUCCAUGCUCCUCAAUCCCAUCCCUCCAUGCUCCUCAAUCCCAUCCCUCCAUGCUCCUCAAUCCCAUCCCUCCAUGCUCCUCAAUCCCAUCCCUCCAUGCUCCUCAAUCCCAUCCCUCCAUGCUCCUCAAUCCCAUCCCUCCAUGCUCCUCAAUCCCAUCCCUCCAUGCUCCUCAAUCCCAUCCCUCCAUGCUCCUCAAUCCCAUCCCUCCAUGCUCCUCAAUCCCAUCCCUCCAUGCUCCUCAAUCCCAUCCCUCCAUGCUCCUCAAUCCCAUCCCUCCAUGCUCCUCAAUCCCAUCCCUCCAUGCUCCUCAAUCCCAUCCCUCCAUGCUCCUCAAUCCCAUCCCUCCAUGCUCCUCAAUCCCAUCCCUCCAUGCUCCUCAAUCCCAUCCCUCCAUGCUCCUCAAUCCCAUCCCUCCAUGCUCCUCAAUCCCAUCCCUCCAUGCUCCUCAAUCCCAUCCCUCCAUGCUCCUCAAUCCCAUCCCUCCAUGCUCCUCAAUCCCAUCCCUCCAUGCUCCUCAAUCCCAUCCCUCCAUGCUCCUCAAUCCCAUCCCUCCAUGCUCCUCAAUCCCAUCCCUCCAUGCUCCUCAAUCCCAUCCCUCCAUGCUCCUCAAUCCCAUCCCUCCAUGCUCCUCAAUCCCAUCCCUCCAUGCUCCUCAAUCCCAUCCCUCCAUGCUCCUCAAUCCCAUCCCUCCAUGCUCCUCAAUCCCAUCCCUCCAUGCUCCUCAAUCCCAUCCCUCCAUGCUCCUCAAUCCCAUCCCUCCAUGCUCCUCAAUCCCAUCCCUCCAUGCUCCUCAAUCCCAUCCCUCCAUGCUCCUCAAUCCCAUCCCUCCAUGCUCCUCAAUCCCAUCCCUCCAUGCUCCUCAAUCCCAUCCCUCCAUGCUCCUCAAUCCCAUCCCUCCAUGCUCCUCAAUCCCAUCCCUCCAUGCUCCUCAAUCCCAUCCCUCCAUGCUCCUCAAUCCCAUCCCUCCAUGCUCCUCAAUCCCAUCCCUCCAUGCUCCUCAAUCCCAUCCCUCCAUGCUCCUCAAUCCCAUCCCUCCAUGCUCCUCAAUCCCAUCCCUCCAUGCUCCUCAAUCCCAUCCCUCCAUGCUCCUCAAUCCCAUCCCUCCAUGCUCCUCAAUCCCAUCCCUCCAUGCUCCUCAAUCCCAUCCCUCCAUGCUCCUCAAUCCCAUCCCUCCAUGCUCCUCAAUCCCAUCCCUCCAUGCUCCUCAAUCCCAUCCCUCCAUGCUCCUCAAUCCCAUCCCUCCAUGCUCCUCAAUCCCAUCCCUCCAUGCUCCUCAAUCCCAUCCCUCCAUGCUCCUCAAUCCCAUCCCUCCAUGCUCCUCAAUCCCAUCCCUCCAUGCUCCUCAAUCCCAUCCCUCCAUGCUCCUCAAUCCCAUCCCUCCAUGCUCCUCAAUCCCAUCCCUCCAUGCUCCUCAAUCCCAUCCCUCCAUGCUCCUCAAUCCCAUCCCUCCAUGCUCCUCAAUCCCAUCCCUCCAUGCUCCUCAAUCCCAUCCCUCCAUGCUCCUCAAUCCCAUCCCUCCAUGCUCCUCAAUCCCAUCCCUCCAUGCUCCUCAAUCCCAUCCCUCCAUGCUCCUCAAUCCCAUCCCUCCAUGCUCCUCAAUCCCAUCCCUCCAUGCUCCUCAAUCCCAUCCCUCCAUGCUCCUCAAUCCCAUCCCUCCAUGCUCCUCAAUCCCAUCCCUCCAUGCUCCUCAAUCCCAUCCCUCCAUGCUCCUCAAUCCCAUCCCUCCAUGCUCCUCAAUCCCAUCCCUCCAUGCUCCUCAAUCCCAUCCCUCCAUGCUCCUCAAUCCCAUCCCUCCAUGCUCCUCAAUCCCAUCCCUCCAUGCUCCUCAAUCCCAUCCCUCCAUGCUCCUCAAUCCCAUCCAUCUCAUUCCUCCCUUCACAAUCUCUCCCACCCCACUUCCCCAUGCAUGCAUUCCCUCUCGUCGCAAACUCUUGUCCCUCCCUCCCUCCCCUCGUCUCCCCAUCCUCGACCCCAGGCAAAGCUCAGGCGAGCUGCAGGUGGCGGCGUGGAUAGGCGUGAGGGCGGACGAGCAGUUUGCAGAGGCAUGGCAGUCGGACGUGCACGGAGUGGCACACCACCGCUCGCGCACCUACCCCUCUCCACGCCUCUGGUACCUGCGCGUACACCCCUGCAAGCUGGAGCACCUCUCUGUACCGCGUGUUGCGCCCAACCUUGUGAGUUCUGAGACGUCUAAAAGGCCACGCCUCUGGUAUGCCUCUGGUACCCCUCUCCACGCCUCUGAGCCCAUGUCGUUCCAAUCCCAUUCUUUCCCCCACCCAUCAUCCCUGCACCCUCCCACCAAUCAGGUGGUGCGGCUACGAGUGCCCUGCGGCAUGCAGGUGCAGACAGGCCCCGCCACCCACCGCACUCCGGCACCGCCCGGCGAAAGUUAUGCUGGCGGGAACAGGCAGGUCAAUGUGAGCAACGCCAUGGGCAACGUGAGCAACGCCAUGGGCAACGUUAGCAACGUCAUGGGCAACGUUAGCAACGCCAUGGGCAAUGUGAGCAACGCCAUGGGCAACGUUAGCAACGCCAUGGGCAAUGUGAGCACCGCUAUUGGCAACGUGGGCAGUGCUAUGGGCAGCAUGCGGGGCCUUGGGGGCAGCCUGCGCAGCAUAGGAGGCAGCGUGCGCAUUCCCCCUGUCUUCCCCCUCCGCAGGGCCAUAGCAGAUGGGGCCAAGACAGGUGCAGGACCAGGCGCAGCGCAGGGCGCAGAGCAGGGCGCAGGGCAGGGCGCAGAGCAGGGCGCAGGGCAGGGCGCAGGGCAGGGCACGGAGCAUAGGACAGGGCAGGGCACAGGGCAGGGCGCCAGGGAGCGGACAGGCGCAGGCAGGGUUGCAGGAGGGGAGGAGGGGCGGGAGGAGGGCGUGUGGGUGUGGAGCGAGGGCGAUGAGCAGGUGGUGGUGGUGGCGGAGCCACUCAAUGGGCACCUGCACGUGCAGAUCGUGAAUGUCAUCUCGUCCUCCUGGGAAGAGGUGGUGGCAUCAGCAAGUGUUCUCAUCUCCUCCAUCCCCACCCGCAUCACCCUCAACCCCCUCGAACCCAUUUCAAUCGCUCUCCAAACCACUGCCUCUACCAUUCCUGCAGCCAUCACCACUGCAAACCGUACCCCCUCUGCCGACUCUCUCGAAUCCCCCUCUAAACAAUCCCCAGCCCCCAUUCUCGCCUCCUCCCUCUCCACCUCCUUCCUUUCCCUCUCCUCCUCCCCUCCCUCCUCCUCCUCCUCCCCCACGCCUCUCCUCUCCCUCCUCCUCGCUCUGGAGGGCGGCCACCACGUAUUCACCCAGCACCCCCGCUUCCUCUCCUCCCCGCUCCCCGCCGCCCGCUCCCUCUACCCGCCGCCCAUCGCGCGCCUCGAGAUCGGAAUCAUAUCGGCGAAGAAUCUGCAGCGGCCGGUGCCGAGCUCACUGGGGAGUGCGGGGAUGGAUGUAUAUGUGGUGGUGCGGUAUGGCGGCAUGUGGGCGCGCACAAGGACUGUGAGCGGGGAAGUUAACCCUGUGUGGCGCGAGCAGUUCAACUGGCCUGUCUACGACCUCUGCACUGUUGUCACCAUCGGCAUCUUUGAAAACAAGCACAACAGGGGCGUGACCACGUCAACAGACACCCCUCUGGGUCGCAUCCGCAUGCGCCUCAGCGCCAUAGACUCCACGCGCGCCAUCUCCUCGCACCAGCCGCUGCUGUGCCUCACCAAGAAGGGCGUGAAGCAGCUGGGCCACCUGCACCUGGCCCUGCGCCUCUCCCCCGCCAUCCGCCUCUCCCGCCUCGCUGCCACCUACAUCCGCCCCACGCUCCCCCCCGCGCACUACCACUUCCCCAUCCCGGAAUCCCAAGAACCAGCCCUCUUACAGGAGGCGGUCGGCCUGCUGUGUGCGCAGCUGGGAGCAUUCGACCCGCCGCUGCGAGCCGAGGUGGUGCAAUACAUGGGGGAGUGCGAUGAAGACGUGCUGUCAGUGCGGCGGCUUAAAGCCAACCUGCAGCGGAUCAAAAUGCUGCGGGCACAGUUCUCAGCCAUGGCUGCUGGCUUCAAGGCCGUGCGGUCCUGGGAGAGCCCUCCUCUCACGCUCACCGUUCACGUGGCCUACGCUUUCGCACUGUUCUACCCGUCCUUCAUCCUCCCCACGCUCUUCUUUCUCCUGGCCUGGCAACUGCUCGCCUCCUCCCCCACUCGCCCCCUUGGUCCGCCUCUGAUGGAUCUGAGGCUUUCGCAGGGGGAGGGUAGGGAAGUGGGGGCGGAGAUGGGAGGGGAGGAGGGGGAUGAUGGGGAUGAGGAGGACGAAGAGCAGGAAAAAGGUGGUUCCGGUCCAGUGGCGUACUAUAAGGCCCUGAGGGCCAAGUACGACAAGCUCAUGGACGGUGCAGGGAGGGUGCAACGGGGCCUUGGGGUCAUUGCUGACUCAGCAGAGAAGAUAGAGAUGCUGCUGACGUGGCGAGAUCCAAGCCACGUUCCUGCUGAUACCACUGUGCAUGGCACCCAUACUGCUGCUGCUCUUUUGACCCACCUCAAGUGUCCCCGUUUUGCACCUUCCUCCCCUUCCCCCGAUUUCGCCUCAGAACCACAUUCCUGCUCAUGUCACUGUGCACAGCACUCAUGCUGCUGCUCUUUUGACCCACCUCAAAAGUCAGUCUCUGCUUAA
Molecule: messenger RNA, 15258 nt
Organism: Closterium sp. Naga37s-1
Lineage: Eukaryota; Viridiplantae; Streptophyta; Zygnematophyceae; Desmidiales; Closteriaceae
Source: the annotation of a GenBank genome assembly